Messenger RNA from Hevea brasiliensis (rubber tree), 2569 nucleotides. Its product is annotated as protein S-acyltransferase 24. Gene Ontology annotation, cellular component: Golgi membrane. The coding region runs from base 275 to 2215 and encodes 646 amino acids. Gene Ontology annotation, biological process: protein palmitoylation. Gene Ontology annotation, molecular function: protein binding; palmitoyltransferase activity. Lineage: Eukaryota; Viridiplantae; Streptophyta; Magnoliopsida; Malpighiales; Euphorbiaceae. The record is from RefSeq and is a predicted model, not a curated record. The transcript has 13 exons.
ACAAUGAAGUUUGGAAAUGUCUAGGUACGGACAUUCACAGGAAAUAUGCCUUCUCUCUCUGCGACCCAUCUCCUUCUCGCCUGUGUAUAAUCCCUCCAGUCAACACGGACGGCUAAACGACCUAACCCCAAAAGCUUCUCCCUCUCUAUCUUACUCCCUCUCCUUCCAAUAAAAACCCUAAGUCAUCCCUUUCCCUUACCAAUUCAAUUUCAGUUUCAAUUUUUUUUAUCCGAAUUCCUCUUUCCCUGUUUAUUGUCAAUUUCUUGUACAAGAAAUGUCAUCGGAGAUUGAGGUGGUGGAGGAGGUUCAAUUUAAUAAUGGGGAAUCGGCAUCUGUUAAUGGAGCCAAUGGGAUCGCUAAUGGUGGUGUAGUUGGCGAGGAGAGUUUGAGGAACGAUGUUUACACCGCCGCUGCUUAUGGGGAUUUGGAGAAGCUUCAGAGAUUGGUGGAGACUGAGGGUUGCUCUGUUUCCGAGCCUGAUAGCCUCGGAUACUACGCGUUACAGUGGGCCGCUUUGAAUAAUCGGACUGCCGCUGCUCAGUAUAUCAUCGAGCAUGGAGGAGAUGUAAAUGCAGUGGAUCAUACUGGGCAGACAGCAUUGCACUGGAGUGCUGUUCGGGGUGCAAUCCAAGUUGCAGAGCUUUUACUCCAAGAGGGUGCUCAGGUAGCGGCUGCAGAUAUGUAUGGUUAUCAGACAACACAUGUUGCAGCUCAAUAUGGUCAGACAGCUUUCCUCUAUCACAUUGUCUCAAAAUGGAAUGGUGACCCCGAUGUUCCUGAUAAUGAUGGAAGAAGCCCUUUACACUGGGCUGCUUAUAAAGGUUUUGCUGAUUGUAUACGACUUUUAUUGUUUCUGGACGCUUAUAGAGGACGCCAGGAUAAAGAGGGUUGCACUCCUCUUCAUUGGGCUGCAAUUAGGGGUAACUUGGAGGCAUGCACAGUAUUAGUACAGGCAGGCAAGAAAGAAGACUUAAUGGUGACUGAUAACACUGGUCUUACACCAGCCCAGCUGGCUUCUGACAAGAAUCACAGACAAGUUGCUUUUUUCCUUGGAAAUGCUAGGAGGUUGCUUGACAAACGUUGUGAUGGGAACAGCCGCCUGGGACAUCUCUCAAAGUUGGGACUUGCUCCUGUACUUUGGUCUAUGAUACUACUACUCUUGGUGACCUAUAUUCAUUCUGUCAUAAUGGAUUCUAAUCUACCAAGGCUAACAGCAGGCUUUGGCCUUCUUGCUUGGUUGGGUGUUUUCCUAGCAACUGCUGGACUUGUUAUGUUUUAUAGAUGUAGCAGGAAGGAUCCAGGUUUCAUUAGAAUGAAUGUGCAUGAUCCACAAAGCAUGAAAGAUGAUGAACCUCUUUUGAAGAUCGAGAUAAAUAAUCCUGCUUUGCUAGCUGGAAAUUGGACUCAACUCUGUGCAACAUGCAAGAUUGUUAGACCACUUCGUGCAAAGCACUGUUCCACCUGCGACCGUUGUGUUGAACAAUUUGAUCAUCAUUGCCCUUGGGUAUCUAAUUGCAUUGGCAAGAAAAACAAAUGGGAUUUCUUUGCGUUUCUUGUUCUAGAAGUUUUGGCAAUGUUGAUUGCUGGUGCAGUGGCUCUUACAAGAGUUCUAACUGAUCCUGCAGCUCCCUCUACAUUUGGAGCGUGGAUAAACCAUGUUGGGACACAUCAUAUUGGUGCUAUUUCCUUUCUGUUUGUGGAUUUUUCCCUGUUCUUUGGUGUGGCAGUAUUAACUGUUGUGCAAGCUUCUCAGAUAUCUCGCAAUAUAACAACAAAUGAAAUGGCAAAUGCAAUGCGUUAUAGCUAUCUUAGAGGCCCAGGUGGUCGCUUUAGAAACCCAUAUGAUCAUGGCAUCAGAAAGAAUUGUUCAGAUUUCUUGAUAUUGGGCUACAAUGAAGAUGUGGAGUAUAUUGAAGAUUCUGCUCAUUCUGAGGGGAUUGGAUUGAUGCAAAUGGCAAGGAAUUCAAACUCACAAAAUGGGGAUGCCCAUUCUCAUCACAUCAAUGGCAAUGGCCAUGUUGCCAUUAAUGUAAAUUCGGACACUAAGGAGCAUCAGGGUCAUCACCAUUCUUCCCAUUGCUGCCAUAAUAACCACAAACAUAACCAUCACCAUAACUAUAACCAUAGCCAUGGAAAAUCCAAAACGGAUAGCAUUCCCCUGGGUUUGGGUCUUGGUCUUGGACGGAGCACUGCUCGUACUGUUGCGGCUUCAUGAUGAUUAGUCAAUGAGUGGUGGAAGCUGAAACUGAUGUGUGUAUCAUAGCUCAUCUGAUUAGCUUUUGUAAUUUAAUUGGUUGUUGCUCUUUUUGGCCCCAAAGGCGUUUAAUCUUGUACAAAUUUUACUCUUUUAGAAGGUUAUAGUGGCCGUCAGUGUUUAUGGCAGAUUCGGCAUUCAGUCGUGAAAAUUUAGGAAAAUCGGGUAAAACGACAGUGAGCCCCUGCCCUUCUUCCUCUUGGCAGCUAUGUUCUUUGUAUUUGUUUAUUUCUGUGGAUGUUGUUUCUCUGCUUGCUAUUGCUUGCCAUCCAAUUUGGAUAUGAAAUUUCAUAUUGGAAACUUGAAAUUUUUACC